Messenger RNA from Anguilla anguilla (European eel), 2473 nucleotides. It is a transcript of the gene dusp10, whose product is annotated as dual specificity phosphatase 10. The record is from RefSeq and is a predicted model, not a curated record. Gene Ontology annotation, cellular component: cytoplasm; cytosol. Gene Ontology annotation, biological process: protein dephosphorylation; negative regulation of JUN kinase activity. NCBI's taxonomy places the organism in Eukaryota, Metazoa, Chordata, Actinopteri, Anguilliformes, Anguillidae. The transcript has 4 exons. Bases 362 to 1801 code for a protein of 479 amino acids. Gene Ontology annotation, molecular function: MAP kinase tyrosine/serine/threonine phosphatase activity; protein tyrosine/threonine phosphatase activity.
CAACCCUGAGAAAGCUGACUUUACACCCGACAAACUCCACCCUCCCCUUUCUCGGUUGGUUAUCGCUUUAAAUGAUCGCGUAUUUAAUAUUAAUGACGUCUUCUACUGGUUCCUAGGCGCGUCAAUCGUAAAGUAGUACUUCUCUAGGUUGGUUGACCCCACUUUUAUAUUAUAUGACUGGGACCAGGGCUGAAAGUAAAAAUGUUGCGGAUUCACAGCAAUGGGACGGGCUGAAUGGAGUCAACGUUGUUGAUUAGAAACUAUUAAAAAUCUGACCAAAAACAUCGGGGCUGUACCAAGGUUUUUUUCUAAAUACGGGACUCUCCGGUUCUUCCUGGAUCGCCAAACCCGCCGUUUCCACAUGCCUCCCUCUCCUCUAGACGACAGAAUAGUGGUGGCGUUGAGGCCGAUCCGACCGCAGGAACUGAAGCUCCGCCUGGACACCGCCCGCUACCUGGACUCCGUCUCCCACGGCAGCGGCCAGACGCUGAUCAGCACCACGGUGGUGGAGAUCCGGGCGACCGAGCUGAGUUAUAUGCCCUCGUCCAGCGGCUCGACCCGCUCCUUGUCCUGUGGCUGCAGCAGCGUCAGCUGCUGUGCGGUGAGCACGUACGAGAAGGGCGGGGCGGCGAGGGUGAGCGUGAGCAGCCCCAAUCUGAGCUCCGCCGUGUGCCUGCCCCCCGGCGCCCCCCCCAUGGUCAACAACAGCGAUGCCCUGACUCCGCCCCUCUCCGCGCCCCUGGCCCCGCCCGCCGUCCGGCCCCCCUCCCCCGUCCGGGUCAUCUACCCCAACGAGCUGGCGCGCAAGAUGACGCGCUCCUACAAGGGCCCCCAGCCGGGGCCGCCCGCGCCCGUCAUCAUCGACUGCCGCCCCUUCAUGGAGUACAACAAGUGCCACAUCCGCGGGGCGGUGCACAUCAACUGCUCGGACAAGAUCAGCCGGCGCCGGCUGCAGCAGGGCAAGAUCACGGUGCUGGACCUGCUGUCCUGCCGCGAGGGCCGGGACUCCUUCAAAGGGCUCUUCUCCAAAGACAUCGUGGUGUACGACGAGAGCACCAGCGAGCCCAGCCGGGCCGCGCCCUCCCAGGGAGCCCCCUCCCAGCCCCUGCAGGUCGUCCUGGAGUCGCUGCGGCGGGAAGGCAAGGACCCCAUCGUGCUGAAAGGAGGGCUGAGCAGUUUUCGGCAGAACCACGAGAACCUGUGCGAUAACUCGCUGCACCUGCAGGAGGCGCUGGACUCGGGCGGGGCCGCGGGGAUCUCUGGGGGCGGGGCGCCCCCGUCGCUGCCCUCCACGCCGGACAUCGAGAACGCGGAGCUGACGCCCAUCCUGCCCUUCCUGUUCCUGGGCAACGAGCAGGACGCGCAGGACCUGGAGCUGAUGCAGCGCCUGAACAUCGGCUACGUGCUGAACGUCACCACGCACCUGCCGCUCUUCCACUACGAGCGCGGCGCGCUCAGCUACAAGCGCCUGCCCGCCACCGACAGCAACAAGCAGAACCUGCGCCAGUACUUCGAGGAGGCCUUCGAGUUCAUCGAGGAAGCUCACCAGGCGGGGCAGGGCCUUCUGAUACACUGUCAGGCUGGCGUUUCGCGCUCCGCCACCAUUGUCAUCGCCUACCUGAUGAAGCACACCUGGAUGACCAUGACCGACGCCUACAAGUUCGUCAAGGCCAGGAGGCCCAUCAUCUCCCCCAACCUGAACUUCAUGGGACAGCUGCUGGAGUUCGAGGAGGACCUGAACAACGGCGUCACCCCCCGCAUCCUCAUCCCCAAACUGAUGGGACUGGAGACCAUAGUGUAAGAGGAGGAGGAGGAGGAGCGGACGGAGAUGAAGAUUUGGCUACCCCGUUGGGACAGGUCAGCCCCUGAGAUGGAGUGUUACACCAUGGGGCCUGAAACCCCCCCUCACCCCAGUCCUUUUUUUGGGACACGGGGGGGGGGGGGGGUGGCGUGUUGCCGUGUCGACAUGCUUGUGCAGCAGUGACGGCGACAGCAACCUGGAGGAUCUGAAGUUUUUGUUUUUUUCCUGGACUGUGCUGUACUCCCCAGUUUGUGCUUUUUGGGAGGGGCAAGUUUGGGCUGGUGAAUUAAAGGAGUGGAGUAAGGAGGGGUGUCUGGGGGGGGGGUGAAGAGAGCCUUCUACUCGCCCUCUGUGCAUCCGCUACUCAGAGAAUAUCACCUGGGAUACAGUUUGCACUGAAUUAAGUACGACACGUGGAUGCUUGGGUUUUUAUGAUGGCAGGCUGUUCUGUAAAGGUCGUAGGAAGAGUGAACACACACACGCACACGCUUGUGCACACAAACACACACAUGCACACAAGCUUGAGACAGAGAGAAAUCCCACAAACUAAUAGACUGACAGAAGAGCUGAGCACUUCCUCUUCUGUGCCGGGGAAGUUGUGUCUCCUGGACCGGCUCUCUGUCUCUGCGUCGGCCUGGCCUUGGGUGUGCUCAGGAGGGCUAACAUCACCAA